Messenger RNA from Chrysemys picta bellii (western painted turtle), 3093 nucleotides. NCBI's taxonomy places the organism in Eukaryota, Metazoa, Chordata, Testudines, Emydidae. The record is from RefSeq and is a predicted model, not a curated record.
CCUUGAAGGGUUUGCUCUCAGCAGAACCAUUGUGGUUCUGUUGUGCACAGUGGAGUCAGGGUAUGUGCUCUUCCCCCACCCACUGCCAUGUGAUUCAGCAUCCAGCUUGGUGUUGUCUCCAUGUAUCAGUGUGCAGGUGGAGCAGGGACAGAAGAUCUGCUGCUACAUGGAAUCUUUCACUGGGAUGGGCAUGAAGUAGUUUCCAUGGAGCAGCUCCACAGACUUGUGGAAUAGAUGUUUCCAUCUCAUGUACUGCAUAGUUACUUGGGUAGGGCGGUGAGUGCCGAGCAAAGGAUUUUGUACUCUGUGUAGAUGAAUCAGAACUUGCAGAAUCCUUUCUGCUGACAAUAAUGGUAACAAGACUCUUUAGAGUGAUGGUCAUCCAGCUUUUUUGCUCUGUGGACAACUUCACAAGAAAAAGAAUCCUCUUAUGGAUCAUCCCCCACCUCCCAAACCACUUCUUAAAAUGUUCCUUGAUUGUGGGUUACUAAGAAGGGCUCCAUGAGUCAGAGAACUUUUUUUUUUAAUUGAAAGGUUUUGGGAAGUAUUAUUCCAUGUCUCAAUGAAUUCAAAGAUGACACAUGUGCCAUGUUUACUGAUUGUAUCUUCCUAGAAAUUAUUACUUUGAACUUAACCUAGAGUGUAAUGCCUGUUAUUUUGAAUAACAUAAGGUGGAGGAUGGAAUGAAAGUCCAGGUAGUUAUCAUUGGAUGGGCAUGCACAAUCUUGUGCUCGGUUUCGUACACUGCUGCCUUCUCCCAUGGUGCGAGUCUUUCCGCCUGUGGUGACAUGACGCCCAAACAUAUAAGAGCUCAGCUUCAGAAUCCCCGGAACAACUACAUCACUCUCCACACCAAUAUGUCCUUCUACUUUCCAGGUGAUAAGGUACCAGUGACAGUGAGGAGCUCUCGGGAUUUCAUGGGCUUUUUGCUUCAAGCUCGCAGGGUAUCUAAUGAUCAAGUUGCUGGAACUUUUGUUUUCAUUCCUCCGGGUUCCAAACUGCUGACUUGUUUUGAAGAUGGUGAUUCUGUAACCCAUUCUGACAAGUCACUGAAGAGAAACCUGUCAUUUGUGUGGAAGGCACCUGCCCAGCCCAUUGGAGACAUCAAGUUCUUUUUAUCGGUAGUCCAGUCAUAUUUUGUUUACUGGGUAAGGAUUGAAUCUGCUAUUGUGUCCCACCAAAUACAAAACAGAACACCUGCUGCUAGUAGCAAGAAGUCCAGCACUAUAAUGCCAACACCACUGCAGAAACCUACUGAUCUAAAAGUAACAGUUACAGCAAGCAAAGGUUCUGCUACACCCAACAGUAUUACUGUCUUUACUCAGUCUGCAAAAUUUAUGCCUGCCAGACUGACUAGAAUUGCAGUGACAAAAGUACUGGAGCCUGCUUUUGGAAGCAGACAAGACACAGAACAACUUGAUAAAGGAAAGCAACAGUCUGAGACCUCUGUGGAUUCAGUAGCCUUGAGGGUCAGCAGCAGACAUGGAGGAGGGCAAGCCAACAGAAGCAGCAUCUACAGUGAUCAAAGUCUGGAGCCAUCACUUGAGUUUCAAGGGUUGGACAUGGCGAACAUCUUGCGAAGUUUCAUUUUACAAGCUUAUACCUCCAGCCCCAGCACACCUGAUGGGUACUGUGUGAACAGUGAAUGUAAUGUACUGAAUAUGAAUACAACUACUUCUCCAAAAGUUAUGGAAGGAGUAAAUUACAGACAAGACACAGAACAACUUGAUAAAGGAAAGCAACAGUCUGAGACCUCUGUGGAUUCAGUAGCCUUGAGGGUCAGCAGCAGACAUGGAGGAGGGCAAGCCAACAGAAGCAGCAUCUACAGUGAUCAAAGUCUGGAGCCAUCACUUGAGUUUCAAGGGUUGGACAUGGCGAACACCUUGCGAAGUUUCAUUUUACAAGCUUAUACCUCCAGCCCCAGCACACCUGAUGGGUACUGUGUGAACAGUGAAUAUAAACAAAAUAUAUUAAACUUAUCCCUCCUUUUCCAAUAUUUUAGACCACCAAGCAUCUCAGGUGCUUCCACAUCACAACUGUGUUUGACAUGUAAGGAAGAUAUACAGGAGGUUGCUGUGAAUUCCAACCAGGAGAUGACAAAACCUGUGUUGCAUGCUACUGCUUCACUUUCCACCCAGUUUUGGUACACUUACCUGCUUGCAGUUCCAGGCACAACGUCACAGCAUAGAGAUAGGGAAGCUGACUUGGAUGUCUCCAACAGUUUAUCAUCAGCUUCAAGGCAGAUGGCAGAGAGGCGGUCAGUGACACAGAAGGCUUCAGCAAACUUCUUGCUGCAGUCAGAACAUGCAGUUUCCGGCGAGGAGGAGGAGAACCAAGAGGAGGUUACUGGAAAUACACUUCCAUGGGUGACCAGACCCAUGCCUGAUGCUGCUGUUCCUGGGAAAGGAGCAGAACACCCCAGAAAAGGGGGACAAUUCAUAGCAGCCCAACUUGGCAUUCUCCUUGGCUGUACAGCUGCCCUCGGCAUGGCCCUGGCUGCUGGGCUGCGCUGCAUCCAUGCCCAGUAUUGUCACAAGCGAACAGAAGUGUCCUUUAGUGAACCAGACAAUGAUGUCAUCACAAUGAGAGAGGGUGGGGAGAUGAUGCAAUUCAGGAAGAUACGGGAAAACAGCUUUGUGCUGGUGCAGGCCGAGUACAACUGGAUCAGCCCAUCAGGCAGUGGAAAAAAGACAGUCAUCUAAAAAUACCUGCAAAUCCCACAUAGUGCUUUAUAGAUUAGGUAGCGUCGUAUGUAGGGCAGAUGGUAAAAAUUAAUUGGAAUGUCUAACGUGAAUACAGGAAGCUGUUGUAGUGUAGCUCCUAUAUAUAACCAUCUCAGUAAAUAUACUCCAACUGAAAAAUGAUGGAAGUAGAUACAUGUUCUGAUCACAGUACAAAUGCAUGCAACUCAGUUACAGAUGUUAUGAAAAUUAGAUGUUCUAAAUUACAGAUGCUAUGAAAAUAUAAGUAGACGUAUUGUUUAAAGUAUUACACUUAACAUAAUAAAUAUUGUAUAGCUACUCAUUAACUGUGUUAUUGUAGCCAUUACAUUUCCUUUGUUGCCUUAAGGUAUAAUCAAAAAUAGAAAUUCUU